GAAAUGCAUUAUUUUAAAUAUAGAAAAUUUAUUACGGUAUUUAGUACAGUAAGAAAUAUGGCCACUGUCAAAAGGUUUUACCGAAAAACAAAUAUUCUAUCAAGUGGUCGAAAAUUUGAAAUUACGCUUGAUCAAAGGAAACUGAAGACACCACAGGGAAAAAUAUUCGAAGUGGAUAGCAAACCACUUGCAUUAGCAGUAGCUGCAGAAUGGGAUGCACAAAAGGAAAUUAUUGACAAAAGCAGCAUGCAUUUGACAGCUCUUUGUAAUACAGUAAUAGAUAAUCCUCACAAUCAUAAAAAACUUGAUAUGGUGAAUUAUAUUGUUAACUGUUUGGAAAUGGAUACACUUCUAUUUCAUUCUAAUGAAUGCGAUGAAUUAUAUAAAUUACAAAGUGAAAAGUGGGACCCAUUAAUACAAUGGUUCUGUGAUAACUAUGCAGUGGAUAUAGUAAAAACUAAAAGUAUAGAGGCUCCAACAGUAUCUAUAGAAACCAAAAGUGUAAUGUUAAGACACUUAAUGUCUUUCAAUUAUAGUGCUGUUCAUGGUUUCAUGUAUGGAGUAGACGCAAUAAAGUCUGUGAUUCUCACCUUAGCUGCAGCAGAAAGAGUGAUUGGAGUAGAAGAAGCAGUAAGACUCUCACGUUUAGAGGAGGAUUUCCAAACUUCUCACUGGGGAACCGUGGAAUGGUUUCACGAUCAUAACAAGUAUGAUUUACAAACUCGUUUAGCUGCAGCAAUCUUAUUUGUGCAUUUUAAUUCUAAUUCAAUGAUAAGUCAACCGAAAUAUGAUAAUGAAAACAUCAGUUAA
Molecule: messenger RNA, 810 nt
Organism: Dufourea novaeangliae
Lineage: Eukaryota; Metazoa; Arthropoda; Insecta; Hymenoptera; Halictidae
Product: ATP synthase mitochondrial F1 complex assembly factor 2
Exons: 6
Coding region: 4-810 (268 amino acids)
Biological process (GO): mitochondrial proton-transporting ATP synthase complex assembly
Cellular component (GO): mitochondrion
Source: RefSeq, a predicted model, not a curated record